Messenger RNA from Lacerta agilis (Sand lizard), 936 nucleotides. Its product is annotated as olfactory receptor 14A16-like. The transcript has a single exon. Gene Ontology annotation, molecular function: olfactory receptor activity; G protein-coupled receptor activity. Gene Ontology annotation, cellular component: membrane. The coding region runs from base 1 to 936 and encodes 311 amino acids. The record is from RefSeq and is a predicted model, not a curated record. Gene Ontology annotation, biological process: G protein-coupled receptor signaling pathway. NCBI's taxonomy places the organism in Eukaryota, Metazoa, Chordata, Lepidosauria, Squamata, Lacertidae.
AUGAGCAACCUAUCUACUCCAACAGAAUUCUUUCUGAUGGCAUUUUCUGAUAAAAGAGAUCUGCAGAUUUUGCAUUCUGUGAUGUUUCUCUUCAUUUACUUAACAGCCUUAGUGGGGAAUUUUCUCAUUAUCACUACUGUGGCUCUAGACCACCACCUACACAGCCCCAUGUAUUUCUUUUUGACUAACCUGUCAUUUUUAGAUGUUUGCUACAUCUCCACUACUGUGCCCAAAUCCAUAGCCAUUUCACUGACAAACAACAAAAUGAUUUCUUUCACUGGAUGUGUCACACAGGUCUUCUUAGUGGUCACAUUUGUUGGUGCUGAGAUUGCCUUGCUCACUGUUAUGGCUUAUGACCGUUAUGUAGCAAUCUGCUACCCACUACAGUAUAGGCUAAUCAUGAACUGGGAGGCCUGCAUCCAAUUGGCAGCUGCUUCCUGGAUAAGCAGCAUGGUUCAUGCAAUCCUGGAAACAGCUGUCACCUUCAAAUUAAGCUUCUGUGAGUCCAAUAUUAUUGGGCAGUUUUUCUGUGACAUGCCUCAGUUACAAAAGAUUUCUUGCAGUGAUACUAAAGUUAAUGAAGUUUUGGAUUUCGUCAUUGGGAUUACUUUGGACUCUUUCUGUUUUGUGUUCAUCUUUGCUUCUUAUGGCUUCAUCUUCUCAGUUGUACUGAGAACUCCAUCAGCCCAAAGCAGAUAUAAAGCUUUAUCUACCUGCACUCCACACCUGGCUGUUUUUUCUUUAUUUCUCAUCACAGCUAUGUUUUCCUACCUGAGACCUAAAUCACUUUCCUCCCCCACUGUGGACCUGGUUUCUGCUGUACUGUAUACGGUGUUGCCACCGGUUCUGAAUCCCAUCAUUUACAGCCUCAGGAACAAGGACAUACAGAAAGCAGUGUGGCUAAUACAUUCAAAAUUAAAAAGCUUCAUUGCAUAA